Didymodactylos carnosus is the source of this 1031-nucleotide messenger RNA. Lineage: Eukaryota; Metazoa; Rotifera; Eurotatoria; Philodinida; Philodinidae. The record is from the annotation of a GenBank genome assembly.
AUGAUAAUUAACGAUGUGACGCUGUUCAAUCGUGGUGCUCUAUUUAAUAUUGGCUAUUCAGAAGCUGUCAAAUUCUACAAUUUUACUUGUUUCAUAUUUCAUGAUGUCGAUCUUUUACCGGAAGAUAAUCGAAUCUCUUACAAAUGUCACGAUCGACCCAUGCAUUUCGCUGUAUCCACUGACAAAUACAAUUACAAGUUACCCUACGCUGACUAUUUUGGAGGUGUAACAGCAUUUAACACAAACGACUUUUUAACAAUAAACGGUUUUUCCAAUGUUUAUGCUGGUUGGGGUGGAGAAGAUGAUGAUCUUCGAAGGCGUGUAAAUCAAAAGUUCGGCUCUGCUAUCCUUCGGCCACCACCUGAAAUUGGUCAUUAUAAAAUGAUUCGUCAAUUUGGACAUGUUAGUGCACCAUUAGGAAUUUAUCGCUUUUCUUUACUAAAGUCAAAGUAUAAUUAUAGCCUAGAUGGCUUAAAUACAGUCAAUUAUACAGUACAUGAUAUUAAAUUUUUUUCACUUUUUAUAAUGGUUAAUGUUACGGUAGAAGAAUUGACGUUAAAUCAGAUAAACCAAAGAAUAAGAAAAACUAUUACUGUAUAGGAAUAAAUAUUGAAAAAUCGGCAGUAAGCAUUGACCCAUACUUAGAGACUGUAAAAUCUUAAUAAAUAAUAGAAAAUCUACCACACCCAAGCAAAAAAAAUGGAGCUAGAAUCGGGCGGUUGGAGCUAGAUAACACGGUUUUCGACCCGAUUAAGCUAGAUCCACCUUAAAAGGUUUAACCUAGGAUCGGACGGUUCAACCUACUUUUGGGCGGUUGGGGAGUUUAUAAGCUAGGUUAACCGACCACUUAUCCGACCGAUUAAGCUAGUUUCUGGUAUCAAAUAGAUUAAACACAGGGAGGUUACCAGCUAGGUUAAUCGCCUACUUAACCAACCGACCGAUCUAGCUCCAACCGGGCAAUUAACCGACUGGUUCAGCUAGUUCCAGACAUGAAAUGCAUUAGAUACGGGGAAGUUAUCAAGUAAUCUACA